Molecule: messenger RNA, 1108 nt
Organism: Rhipicephalus sanguineus (brown dog tick)
Lineage: Eukaryota; Metazoa; Arthropoda; Arachnida; Ixodida; Ixodidae
Product: homeobox protein EMX2-like
Exons: 3
Coding region: 221-1072 (283 amino acids)
Biological process (GO): central nervous system development; brain development; neuron differentiation
Molecular function (GO): DNA binding; DNA-binding transcription factor activity, RNA polymerase II-specific
Source: RefSeq, a predicted model, not a curated record
GGCCCCCACCGGAACUCUCCCGCCAGAGCGGACCGACCGCGCGAGCCAAGCUGUCGCUGCUGCCUACCGCGCCGACCGUGGCUGCCGACGAUGACGACCCAGUUGGUGCCUUCGUACUGAGCCCUCCACCCAGGGCAAGCUCGUCGUGCUCCCUGAACGCGCGGACUUGCCGGACGCUUCGAUGCCGGCGGGCUGAGUGGCAGCAAGCCGGCAGCCAGGCAUGGUGUCACCGCCGGAGACCAUGAUGCCUACAGCGGCCCCCAACAAGCCCAAGCUCGGCUUCUCCAUCGAGUCGAUCGUCGGCAAGGAUGCGGUCGACGAGCGGCGAGCCGACGUCGCCGCCACCGCGCACCACCUGCCGGACUCUCUGGCCGCCUCCGGUCCACCGGACUCGCCGAGGCCCCCCGCCGCGCCGCCGGGCACGGGUGUAGCCGUGCCCAUGGCCACGUUCCCGCCACUGGCGGCUGCGUACGCCGCUAUGGUCGCCGAGCAUCACCACCACCAGCAGCAGCAACAGCACCACCAGCUGUCACGGGGCCCACCGCCCUACCUGGGCUCGGCGCUCCAGCACCACCACCCUCCGCCGCCCACCGCGCUGGGACACCUGGUUGGACCCGGGGGUCCCUUCAUGGUUUCCCGGGACCCGCAGCCGCUCUACCCCUGGUUGCUGGCGGCCAGGCAUUCGAGACUCUUCGCGCACCGAUUCGGAGGUCCCGAGCCGGCGGGCUUCCUGUUGCACCCGUUCCGGAAGCCCAAGCGGAUCCGCACCGCCUUUUCGCCGUCGCAGCUCUUGAAGCUGGAGCACGCCUUCGAGAAGAACCACUACGUUGUCGGCGCUGAGAGGAAGCAGCUCGCACAGUCUCUCAGCCUCACCGAAACGCAGGUGAAGGUGUGGUUCCAGAACCGGCGGACCAAGCACAAGCGCCAGAAGCAGGAGGAGGAGCACUCGACGUCCCACGGGGGCUCGGACUGCAAGGCGUCCUCAUCGCCUAGACCGCCGGCCGCGCUUUCCCCCGACAUUCAGAUGGACGACUCGAGCUCCGACUCGACGCAGCCUGACCCAUUGUCGUGACGCCAGCAGCUAUCGCCUCGUGACGCAGGAGCCCGC